Molecule: messenger RNA, 2211 nt
Organism: Odobenus rosmarus divergens (Pacific walrus)
Lineage: Eukaryota; Metazoa; Chordata; Mammalia; Carnivora; Odobenidae
Gene: ASB7
Product: ankyrin repeat and SOCS box containing 7
Exons: 6
Coding region: 675-1631 (318 amino acids)
Biological process (GO): intracellular signal transduction
Molecular function (GO): protein binding
Source: RefSeq, a predicted model, not a curated record
AGUGCAAAGUGCAUCCCGAAAACCCCCUGCCUGGAGCCCCCGCGGCUGGCACUUCGGAUCCUGUAUGACCCGGGACCUCGCUGCCCCGAGACCUGCUGUGUGCCCCCGUAGCCGGGAGCCUCCGGCCCGGAGCGCGGCAGCCCCUGCUCCGAGCCCUCAGACCAGGGCUGCCCCCCCACUCGAGCCGGGACUUCCUCCCUGCACCCCUGCCCCGAGGCUGCCCAGCGGUCAGGACUGUCGCCCCAAUUCUGCUCGACUGUCCGGAUGCUCGCUGGGCUGGGGCCGUGAGGCACCGAGAAGGAUCAGGAACACCCGUGCCCGGCCCUGCCUGGAGUGUUUGUUCAAUGGAGAAGUUGGUGAGUGUGGAGAAGGCUGAAAGGAGGAAGAGAAGCAGCAGCUGAGGAGACAGGUUUGAGCUGGCUAGAGGAGACGAGAGAGCAGGGAGGGGUCAAGCCACCCACCAGAGAAGCAGGAGAGAGCCUCUGACCAGCAUCCUCUAUAAAGGUUAAAGCUCAUUCACGCUGCAGUCUGGACACACUCUGAGCCGCCUCCUCACGAUGCCGUAUGUGCACAAUGAUUAUUAGGCAAUCCACGUAUCAGGAAAAGGGACAUUCUUCCAUAAGGCUGUUCCCUGUGACCUAAUGAAUCCUUUGUAAAAAGUGGACUCAGCUAGGAUGUUACACCACCAUUGUCGAAGGAACCCUGAACUUCAGGAAGAAUUGCAGAUUCAGGCUGCAGUGGCCGCUGGGGAUGUUCACACAGUACGGAAGAUGCUAGAACAAGGCUAUUCUCCCAAUGGCCGGGAUGCUAAUGGCUGGACCCUGCUUCAUUUCUCUGCAGCAAGAGGGAAGGAAAGAUGUGUUCGGGUAUUUCUAGAACAUGGAGCCGAUCCGACAGUUAAGGACUUGAUCGGAGGCUUCACUGCUCUUCAUUACGCAGCCAUGCACGGCCGGGCCCGGAUUGCACGCCUGAUGUUAGAAUCUGAAUACAGGAGCGACAUUAUUAACGCCAAAAGCAAUGAUGGCUGGACUCCCCUCCAUGUGGCUGCUCACUAUGGUAGGGACUCAUUUGUCCGACUCCUACUGGAGUUCAAGGCUGAGGUCGACCCGCUCAGCGAUAAAGGCACCACCCCCCUUCAGCUCGCCAUCAUCCGAGAGAGGUCAAGCUGCGUGAAGAUCCUCCUGGACCACAAUGCCAACAUCGACAUCCAGAACGGUUUCCUCUUGCGAUACGCUGUGAUCAAAAGCAAUCACUCUUAUUGCCGAAUGUUCCUUCAGAGAGGAGCAGACACAAACUUGGGUCGCUUAGAAGAUGGACAGACUCCUUUGCAUUUGUCUGCCCUUAGGGAUGAUGUGCUUUGUGCACGGAUGUUAUAUAACUAUGGAGCGGACACAAACACAAGGAACUAUGAAGGACAGACCCCAUUGGCUGUUUCAAUAAGUAUUUCUGGAAGUAGUCGACCGUGUUUGGAUUUCUUACAAGAAGUCACAAGACAGCCCAGAAACUUGCAGGACCUGUGCCGAAUUAAAAUUCGACAAUGUAUAGGCCUUCAAAACCUAAAGCUACUUGAUGAACUACCAAUUGCCAAGGUCAUGAAAGACUACUUAAAACACAAAUUCGAUGAUAUCUGAUGUACACAGAACUGUGAGCAAGAUUAGGAGUUAUAUUCCAGAUACUUAAAAGGCUUUUUGCCUUGCACAAAGUAUAUCCUAUGCAAUUUCUGAUUUGCUGUGAAGUCAGAAAGCAGGUAUACACUUUUAGGUUUUUUGAUUGUUUGUUUGUUUGGUUUUCAUGGUAGGGGAGGGAUUUUUUUUUUAUAUAUAUAAACACACACACACACACACACCACAUGCUUGAAGGUCUUAAUUUGGUUUCUUGGUCCAAGUUUAAGAGGUCCAAGCUUUCUAUACAAUAUUGCAUUUACGAAAAUUGUUUUUCCAAAACAACACAAGCAGCGUUGGAGUGGAGAAUUUCCCCUUUCCAAAUGUAUGGUUUCAUGGGCGUGCACGACAUUAUAAACCAGCAGAGCACUUGUUAAGGUUUGGAGGCACAGUUUCACCCGGGGGGGUCCUGGGUUCUACUGGAAAAAGCCCUAAGAAAUUUUUAAAGUAACUCUGUCACCUCAUUCAUUUUUAAUGAGUACAAAUUGGCUGUUUGAAACUGUUCCUUUCCUAAUUAAUGUAGCUCUUGGAUGACAUAAAUCCAGUACCU